Molecule: messenger RNA, 2229 nt
Organism: Pecten maximus
Lineage: Eukaryota; Metazoa; Mollusca; Bivalvia; Pectinida; Pectinidae
Exons: 4
Coding region: 1-2229 (742 amino acids)
Source: RefSeq, a predicted model, not a curated record
AUGGUAGGUUACAUUAGAUGUAACGUCUCGCCCGACAUACCGAAUCCUCUACGAUGCCGUAAAUGCCAGAGAUACGGCCAUCAUGAGGUCAGAUACAGGCGGAGAGAGGUUUGUGAACACUGCGAACGAGAGGGACAUAACGACGCUGAUAGUUGCGAUAUCGCCGGCAAACAAUGUGUCAAUUGCAAGGGCAACCAUGCAGCCUCCUCUCGAGACUGUCUUUCCUGGAAGAAGGAGAGGGAAGUUCUGCGGGUAAAGUAUACCCGCAACAGUUCCUUCCCUGACGCCAGGAAAGCGGUCGAGAGUAAUGACCCUGCUGCGUUGUCCUAUACAUCAAAAACAAAAUCAAAAACACAACGGCAUCAAAUAACAGUCAACGAUGCAAAAGUACAAGCUUACUUUGAUAAGCCAGCUUUGGGUGCGGCGGUACCACCUUUGAUAGACGAAAGGAAAGAUAGGAUUCUUUUCGGUUUGGCAUCCCGUUUCAAGUCAGGUAGGGUAGCGUCUAAGAGCACUUCGCCAUUACAAUGCUCCAUCAACCCCAAAUCAAAGGCACGGAACCAAAGGAAAACGACAUCAGAUGUCCUUGCUGCCCAAGUGUCUGCUGGAUGCAAAUUAUUGAGUAUUUACAACAUAGACAUGAAUGCAUUGCGGCACGUUCAGGAUGCAGUGCUUUUGAAAUUCGGACUGAAGAAGAGUGGGUUUCAACGCCUCCAAUCGACAGGAGAUUGCCAUUCUUACCAAACAACAAUUUCGUUUGCAGACAAGCUAGCCGGGCUUUGGGACACUGAGCUCUGUUCUUGGCAGCAUUGUCUUGCUGUAAAUAUGGGUGUUUUGAAGAAAAAUGAAGCGAAACAUGAUGAAAUGGUUGAUAUCUGCCAAUUCCUCAACAAAUAUGUACCCAGCAGUGCAGGUGCAAAUUCAGGCCCAGUCAAAAUUUUGAGUGGUGCUGACUACCUCACGUUUGAGAGGCACAAACAAGCCCAGAUGUCUCAUCGAGAUCAAGAUACCCCAUACAACAGACUUGAAGGUCUUGUGCCGAAAAUGGAAGAAUUUCACAACCAAGCAGAGCUUCUUGAAGUAAUGUGGCACAUGCUAUAUUCGCCAGCCUCCUCAAGAGAUAUAGGAACGCUAUAUGCAGCGCGGAACAUCACAGAUUCCAGAAAUGUAUCCGCUGAUCCAUCCGGAAACUUCUAUGCAUCAUCAGCUAUGGCAGAGAAGUUUACAGAUGCGUAUCUAGUAGCAGGGGCCCUGAAAUAUUUCGGAAUGAAUUCCAUAUCAACAGCACCGACAAAAAACAUAUAUGAAGGACCGAUGGGUGACACAUCAGAGAUGAACAAAUACUUGCUCCAUCAUGCCAAUUCAUUUCUUAAACACUAUUUGGACUUGGAAAUAUCUGGCAUUCCAGAUUACGGACCACAAUCAAAUGACUAUGUGUGCAGAUACUGUGGCAAAAAGUAUACACAAGGACAAGGACUGCGAAAACAUGAACACAAAAUACACGAUCACCCUGACCCCCGCUUUGAAACAAACUCAGAACCUACAACUUCAAUAUCAACACAAGAUGAAGACCAUAUUCUCAAUUACACAAAACGUGUCCUUCUUAUUGGGCUUCUGCAAAGAAACCAUAAUGAUGCUAUUUCCAUGGGUGAUUGUGCUCAUAUGAUGCUCGUUAACCAGUAUUUGUGUCUGCUGUACAAACUGUCUGGAUGUCCGAAGUAUGCCUUUGGAAUAUUGGAAACCAUAUGUCAAUCAAAGAUUUUAUUGUCUCCAAGAUUGGCACACCGACUAGUCUGGAACCGGACUGUUAACCACCGUCGAAAAAUUGACUCCAAUCUUCCAAAUGAUUUAGAUCUGGAGCACUGCAACAAAGUGUUUAAGGAUGAGGCACACAGUUUCCGCGGCGUGUUCACAGAUAAAACAAUAUCAAGAGUUAGCAGAAGUGCUUUGGCAACACAUUUUAUUGUCAAGAACUUUGACAAGGAGACGGAGACACACAGCCCCUCUGGUGUACACAAGAAAGCAGAUCUUGCACAAGAUGUCAAUGUUAUCGUCAUGCAGCUACUACAACAGAAUGUAUAUGAUAACAUUCAUGGAAGAAGACAUGAUGCAUUUCCAGAAAUUAAAUCCAAUCCCUUCAGUACACUUGACAUGGAUGCUGUAAGAGACUGGAUAAGCCAAUCUUUACGCAAGUUUUCUGCUAAACAUUUUUACCCAACACCAGACUGA